GAAAAACAUUUAUUGUUUUCAUAUAAUAGUGUGAAAGACACCGCAAUCUGUUAUUUAUAGCCAUAAUUGAGUCAAUUAUUGCCGCAAAUUAUGGCCGGAAUUAAAGGUUUGAAUGAAUUGUUUUUCGCAUUUGUUUGAUGACAACAACUGAUGCAAUGUUUGUCUCAUUUAUGUGCCAUUCCUGCCAUUCCUGCCAUUGUCUCCACAAAUGAACACCAAUUAUAGCGCUUGUUUUGUUGGCAUUUCUGGGUUCGGUUGUGACAUACCGGUGCCCAUGCACUCACUGUGUGUCUGUCCCCUAUGCAGCUCCUGGUGGCCAUUCUUUGUGGUGAUAUUCUAUGUGUUGGUGCCGUUGCCAUCGAUUAUUGCCCGCAGAUAUCAAGACGACGUCGGAUCCAGUAAUGCGUGCAAAGAGUUGGCGCUCUUCUUGACGGCCGGGAUUGUCAUCUCAGCGUAUGGUUUGCCCAUUAUAUUGGCUCGAUCUCCACUUGGCCCUGAUCAAAUUAUCCAGACGGGCGCGUGUGUGUUAGUACUACUGGGCAAUACAGUGGUAUUUUUGACAAUUUUAGGCUUUUUUAUAGCUUUUGAUAACGACGACGACGGCUAUAACAUGUGGUAA
Messenger RNA from Oppiella nova, 619 nucleotides. The record is from the annotation of a GenBank genome assembly. Lineage: Eukaryota; Metazoa; Arthropoda; Arachnida; Sarcoptiformes; Oppiidae.